Owenia fusiformis is the source of this 1345-nucleotide messenger RNA. NCBI's taxonomy places the organism in Eukaryota, Metazoa, Annelida, Polychaeta, Sabellida, Oweniidae. The record is from the annotation of a GenBank genome assembly.
ACAUUUGGCCAACUACCCUACCUCACUGGCCCAAAUGGACUGGAGAUUGCUGAAUGUUAUGCCAUAUUGCGAUAUUUUGGACGCAAACUUAAUCUCUAUGGCAACAAUGAUAUUGAGGCUGCCAAGAUUGAUAUGUUACUAGAGCGUGAAAAUCAGACCAUAACUGAGAUAUUCAAAUCAUUAUUUGUAAAACAAGAUAAUUCUGCAAGGAUAGAGAGUACAAAGAUAUGUGAUACCCUGGUAAUAUUUCAGAAACUUCUGGAGAAGAAUAACAAAGGAGAAGGAUACUUUGUGGGAGAUAAAGUCUCUAUUGCAGACUAUGCCAUGUUGGAUCUCCUAGAUGCCUGUAUAAGUCUCUCAAGUACAAUGCUAGAUGCCUACCCAACACUGAAGGCAUUCUAUAACCGCAUGGCUUCAAGGGAAAAGAUUGCAGCAUGCAAAGCCACAGAAAAGUACAAAUCGUUCUAUAUUGCUGGCAACCUUGGACUAAAGUAAAUUGGUACAGAAAACAGUUACGAACAUGAACAGUUCAAAUUGUUAUCUACGUUCUCUGCAAACCAUUGAAAAGUGAAUAAAUCUUUAAGAUUUUAAAAUAUUCUGAAUAGUACCAAUGGCUCAAACUGUGAAAUGAUUUCAGUCAAACUGACAACAAUAUUUUGGCCAUCUUGUGGUGUUGAUUAUAAUAUAAUUAGAGGAUCAUUAUAUUUGAGGAUAAUUUAUUUGGCUUAAUUAAUAGUUUACCAUGAGAAACCGCUGACAGACAGGUAUGGAAUUGCAAUAGCUCUCUAUGUGAGCUAAAAAUAGUGAUUGUAACAAUAUAUUGCUACUUCUUGGUGGUAUUACAUAAUACAGGAAAAUAUUGAUGUAUGAAUGAAAUUUUGGGUUCUUCGCAAAAUUAAAAAUGAGAUGCUUUUUAAACCAUAUUUGAGUUUAAUUUGUAAAUAUGGCCAACGUGUAUCUUCAUGUUUCAAUAUUAGAAAUUCAAGAUAUACUAUUGUCAUUUUACCCCUACAACUGGCAAUACAUUUCCUAUUUAAAAACAUACUUAGCAAUAUUUGUUGUAGUUUCCUCUAUUAUAUCUGUGAGAUUAGUCUGGCCAAUCGUCAAAUAGGUCUGCACUGCUUUAUGAAGGUUCGUACACAGAUCUAGGCACAUCUCAUCCACAACUUCUUUUACAUAGCCUUUACAAGCGUCCCACAUUUGCUGAAAUUAGUUAAAUACAACAUAAUAUAAGCAGUGCUUUGUCUUAAAGAAGAGCAGCAUGCACUGCAUUAACAAGAUUUGUACAAGAGUUUCAGACACAUACAUGGAGAAGUAUUUAUAUCAUAAACACAUUAGUUUAUUC